UUGAGUUUUAGACCCUGCCGACCGUGUCCUUCUAUUCCGAUGGAUUUUUCCCACGGGUCAAUGGAACGGCUUCGCUCGAUCUCGAUUCCACGGGAUAUCACGUAUGUUCUCUUGCCGCCCUUUGCCGUUCUUUCUCAAGGGAAUGACCGAUGGUCACUUUUCCCCAACGUCGUACGGAUUUCGGAAACGUCGAUUCUGCAGUCACUUAGCGAAGACGCGGAGAUGACGGAUUCACGGAGGGAAGCUGCGCGCGAAAAGCUUCGGCGAGACAGUUUAUAUGUGAGCGCCAUAAUACAGGAACUGAAGCAGGAAAUUAGCGAACACGGAACUAUCGAGGUAUUAAUCAAGGAGAUCGAGAGGGUCACGUCGCGGGAGGAGCAGGAGCGUCUUUUAACCGAGGAGAACGGGAGGAUGCAGACGAUCGUGGCGGAGUUGCGAAAAGCGAUCGCCGAUAAGAAAACAUCGAGCGAGAGGGAGGAGGAACUUUUAACGAGAAAGCUCACUUUGACACGGGACGAGAGGGAGAGACUGAAACUAAUUAAGGACGUAGAGAUGAGAUACGUCCGAGCGUGGGAAAAGGCACGUCGCGAACAGAACGUGCUGCGUUGCGAGUCGGAGAUGGACAAGUUGGAGAGGACUCGGAAUGAUUAUUACGUGCAGGAGAGAGACGAGAAUCGUGUCAAUGGCGAAUUGACGCGCUAUCUGACAUGGCGUACGGCGCUCAUCGAGAACAGAAUCGAACGGUGGCGGCAAAGGUACGAUCGGGAGAGGGAAAUGUAUGAGAAGGAGAUCGGCGAAGUGCGCAAUGAGAUAGAAGACGCUCGGAAAUACUUGGAGGAGCUUACAACGGAGUAUCGCAGUAAUCAGGAAUUCAUCGACACGUACCUUGCAGAACAAGAGGCGCUCCGACUGCGAAAGGAACACGAGGAUCACGUGCAGCGCAGCGCGAUCAAAAUGCAGGCCUGGUGGCGGGGCGUUAUGGUGCGGCGGAAGUUGGGGCCGUACCGACCUGAGGAAAAAAAGAAGAAGCGACCUGCUAAGACGAAGAAAUAACUUUUCCGCCAGCUGAAUUAUGUGACAGCGCACCGCGUCGAUUUUAAUUUGUAUCAACCUUUGACGCACGAGAAUUAAUCUACCGGCAAAUCUAAUCGAGGCUACGGCUGGUUAACUGACUUUACGAUGCAGUAAGAGUUUUAAUUCCAAAGCGCGCGAACAUCAACUGACAACGAAGGGAGAACGUCAAAAUUACUCAUGUUUGUCCAGUCAACUCGCCGUGUUUGACGGGAAUCGCAGAAGCGGAGUUUGCGUAGCGAUUUCUUUUAAGUUAUUUUUCUUUCCUGUAGAGGCAAUAUUGAUUCUACUUAUCGAAACUGGAUUAGCGAUUGAAGUAUAUUUUCAUCUUAUUUCGACUCGGCGCAAUCUUCAAACUCGAUACACGUACAAAUAAACAUAUUGCAUC
Messenger RNA from Linepithema humile (Argentine ant), 1459 nucleotides. Lineage: Eukaryota; Metazoa; Arthropoda; Insecta; Hymenoptera; Formicidae. The record is from RefSeq and is a predicted model, not a curated record.